AUGGCCCGUCCUGGUAUUCUUUUGCGCUUUUCUGAGAGGAGGCACCGUAGGGGUUCGAGUCUCAACGGACAUAUCAAGCCGGCGGACGCCACCAGUCCAGUCACUACACCAACACCUAGACCAGUCACACGAGAAAAAUCCUGGAAGCAUCGGUCUUUGGGGUCUAUUACAUCCAUCUUCCAUGGGCACAGCCAGGCGCCACAGAAUAUCUAUGAAAAGCCUGUUGAGGUUAUCAGACAGGAGGAGUACCCUCACAUGAACAAUGGAACCUACCUCGACCACUCGGGCACAACCAUCUACGCCGCCUCAACAGUGACCCGCUUCUCCCACAAAAUGCUCAACAAUCUCUACGGCAACCCCCAUUCAGAAAACAAGCCGGCCAAAGUUUCAGGAGACAUGGUCGACGAGAUCCGCCUCAAGGCGUUGCGCUUCCUCGGCGCAGACCCGGAGCACUUUGACCUGGUCUUCACCGCCAACGCCACGGCCGCUAUCAAACUCGUGGCGGACUCGUUCCGGGAUCUGGCCGAGCAGACGCGCUCCGGCUCUUUUUGGUAUGGCUACCACAGGGAUGCUCAUACGUCUCUUGUUGGCGUGAGGGAGUUCACCCGCAACGGCGAGCACCACGUCUUUGCGCACGAUCAGGAGGUGGAAGCCUGGCUUGAGCACCCUGGGGCUUACCACAGGGCGAUUGACAGGGUGAGCAGCCUGGGCUUGUUCGCCUGGCCAGGCCAGUCGAAUUUGACGGGGAGGAGACUGCCGCUCGAGUGGGCUGGGCGGGUUAGGAGAUUGAGGGAGAUUCAGGGGACGUACACGCUACUGGAUGCGGCCGCGCUGGCGAUGACAUGUGAUAUGACGCGGGUGUUUGGUGACCCGUCUCAAGCACCGGAUUUCACUUGUGUGAGCUUUUACAAGAUUUUUGGCUUUCCGGAUCUUGGGGGGUUGAUUGUCAGGAAGGACUCGGGGCAUAUCUUGACGUUGAGGAAGUAUUUUGGGGGAGGGACGGUUACCAUGGUGAAGACGUUGGGUGGUGGACCGGUGUGGCAUAUUUCCAAGGGGGCGGAGAUGACGGAGGAGGGGGGGUUGCAUGAUGGGUUGGAGGAUGGGACGUUGCCGUUUCAUAGUAUUUUGGCGCUGGGGGAGGCGAUUGAGGUGCAGAGGGAUUUGUAUGGGAAUAUGGAUAACGUGUCGAGACAUGUGACGGGGUUGGUGGCGAGGUUGUAUGAGGGGUUGAGGGGGUUGAGGCAUGGGAAUGGGGGGGAGGUGGUGAGGGUUUAUGAGGAGGGGGGUGAGGAGGUGACGGGGUAUGGGGAUUCGAGGAGGCAAGGGGGGACGGUGGCGUUUAAUGUUUUUGGGGAGGAUGGGGGGGUGGUGAGUUAUGAUCGGGUGGAGGGGUUGGCGAACGAGAGGGGGAUUUAUGUUAGGAGUGGUGGGAUUUGUUGUCCUGGUGGGAUUUUUACUGCGUUGCAGUAUGAGCCGUGGCAGUUGAAUAGAGCCAAAUCGGCUGGGCAUCGGUGUGGUCCCCAUGGUUUAGGUGUAAUCAAUGAUCUCCCGACAGGCGUCGUACGAGCGAGCCUCGGAGCAAUGAGCACAGCCAAAGAUGUCGACACACUCAUCGAGUUCCUACGAGAGAUUUUUGUCACUCCGACUACAACACGAAAACGAGGUCACAGCCGCAAGAACAGCAACAGUAGCACUAUCAGCAACUCUUCUGUAGGGUCUGUAGGGUCAGUAGCGUUUGAGCCCAAGCCUGCUGAGACGUUUGCGGUGCAGGCGCCUCCACGGGUUACUUCGGGGUGCUGCUCCCUUUCAUGACGGUAGUUUGGUAGGCUCUUGGUUUGGCUGGAAUGGUUGUAUAUUUGGGGUGUCAGGUUGGUUAGGAUGGGUUGGUACAUAUGGUGAAUGGAUGGGUCGGUUGGGUGGGUUUUGGUGGUUUACUUGUUGUUUAUGGAUACGGAAGGGUAAUUGUUGAAUACCAUGUUCUGUUUCCCAUCACCUCUCUCUCAUGUGCACAAAGCUCCUGCAAUCUAAUACCUAAAGUCGCGGCCUUGAUGCCAACAAGCUUUUGUCCCGCAAGGAAAGGUCAGGUACUCUGAUGAUCAUCGAGAUCCGAGGAGAAGUGCUUCACCGUG
Molecule: messenger RNA, 2129 nt
Organism: Podospora pseudocomata
Lineage: Eukaryota; Fungi; Ascomycota; Sordariomycetes; Sordariales; Podosporaceae
Exons: 6
Coding region: 1-1812 (603 amino acids)
Biological process (GO): molybdopterin cofactor metabolic process
Molecular function (GO): molybdenum cofactor sulfurtransferase activity
Source: RefSeq, a predicted model, not a curated record